Messenger RNA from Saccostrea cuccullata (small rock oyster), 2615 nucleotides. RefSeq names its product roundabout homolog 1-like. The record is from RefSeq and is a predicted model, not a curated record. The transcript has 7 exons. The coding region runs from base 92 to 1819 and encodes 575 amino acids. Lineage: Eukaryota; Metazoa; Mollusca; Bivalvia; Ostreida; Ostreidae.
ACUCUUCCUGGUUUGGCAGAGAGGUUCCAUGGAAUGAAUUUGUUUAGAAAUGAGCACCUUUGAGUAGCUGAGUAACUCUACGAUUGCCAUAAUGUGGGUCAGCAGGACUUUUAGCGUUAGGCCAGGCUCAUUUUUAUUAAUAGCUCUGUCCUUUCUUGUGUCGUUCUUCAGUGAAAUAAACACGCAAACCCCUCCUGGCAACCCUAAUAUCAACGUUGUCGACACAAAGAAUGAAGGUGAUACCGUGACCUUGACCUGUACGUCUUUUGGGGGUAACCCACUACCCACCGUGAGAUGGUAUAAAAACACCCAGCUUGUAGACGCAGGAAGCAGCCCUAACGGAAAUGGAGACGGGGUGUAUACAAUUGGAUCAACCACUGUUACUUACAAUAACUACACUUUCCAAGUGUCAAGGUCGGACAAUGCAGUGUCUUUUAUCUGCAAGGUCAACAAUUCAGCUUUGACCAACGAGCUCCAACGAUCCUUAAACAUAGAAGUCUAUGUUCCAGCCAGUGACCCACUCAUCAGUGGGCCUGUGCCGCAGGUCACUACUGCUCUAGAUGCCGGGAGGACGUAUAAUUAUACCUGUACUGCCAGCAGUGGCUACCCAGUGGCGAACAUUAAUUGGAAACUGGGUACUUCUCUGGUUAACUCGGUAGACCUCCACCAGGGCAUGUCAGGGAGAACAGUACGGGUGUCGGAGAGCACAGCCACCAACUCCGACAGCACGCUGACCAAGAUCAGCCUACUGAGCUGGAUUCCCAUCACUGCCGACAACGGGAAGGUUUUGUUCUGUGUGACGACCCAGCCCGUAGUGUCUGGCGGAGCCAUUACAACAGCUACCAAAUCUCAAAGUGCAGCUGUCUUUGUACAACAGAUUCCCAUUGUUCAGGUAAACAGCAGCAGUUACACUGUUCAGGUAGGCCAGACGGUGACUAUGGAUUGUACUGUCUUGAUGGCACUACCACCUCCAUCGACUGUUUACUGGAGCAGACUAGUCAAUGGUGCCUUUAAUAGAUUAGUCAUCGAUAAUGUUCGAUUUUUCGGGUCUACAGUAAGCAAUGCUAGUUUGACCAUCACCAAUGUUGCCCUCAGUGAUGCUACCAGCUACCAGUGCUCGGCAACAAACACUGCAGGAACUGGAAACAGUGGCGCCACCACACUCACUGUGACCGGAAACUUGGCUCAGGUCCGGAUCACAGAGUCUCGGUACUCCGUCCUGUAUGGAGGAUCAGUGUACAUGGAGUGUACAGUACAGAAUGCAUUACCACCAGUUACCACGGUGAGGUGGUACAAAGGGACAAGUCUCAAUAACAUUAAUACGUCUAUCGAUGUCACGGCUUCUAAGUUCUCAGGCGGAGUGUUAAGCAAUCCCUCCCUAAAUAUAACUAAUGUCAUUCCCUCAGAUGAAGGGUACUACUCAUGUAAUGCCACAAAUCUAGUUGGAAUUGCCUCUGCCACAACGUUCCUAGAUGUUUUUGGUGAUCUGCCCUCUGUAAUUUUGGGUAAUACCUCCUACACUGUGAUGGUGGGUGAUCCUGUCACAUUAAACUGUGACUAUAACUCCUCCCCCUCUCCCAAUACCAUCACAUGGCAGCGUAUACUAAACGCUCAGUCCUCCAACAUUAAUGUUCUUGAUUCUCGCUACGGAGGGGGAACUAUUGUCGCCCCUUACCUCACUAUUCAUACCACCCUCCUUUCUGAUGCGGGGGUCUACACUUGCUCGGUGACCAACCAGGUCGGCACCUCGACGAGCCAACCCAUCUUUCUCUUUGUCAAUGGCAGUGAGUAUGAUGAAUGCAGUGCUUGCAGAUUUUGAAGACUGAGCAUUUUCGGCUUAUGGAGUGGAUGGAUUUCAAUUUUUUUUUAAAUAUUAACUUUCAGACUCGCCUCAUUUGCCAUUUAUUUCAUCAUAUUACAUAAAGGGUGAAUAGUGAUGAAAGCAAUCCUGGUUUAAAAUUAGGAGAGAAAAUUAACACUUAACUCAUUUUACAUUAAUGAGAUAAACUUUGUCAGGAACAUGGUAUCAUCUUAUGAUGCAGGAGUGCAUAUGAUAAACCCAUCUCUUCAUAUCAUCCCACAUUGAAGAGGUUUUGGGAAAAUUGUUUCCUUGUUUGACUUUACUAAAAGACUUGUGGAAUCUUGUGAGAUUUGUUGAUAUCUUAUUAUACCAUCUUUCAUCAUCUGUUCAAUAUAAUAUCAAUAUCUUGGAGGACACAUAUUUCAGAGUGAAGUGUCUUUUGUUGUGGCUCUGCAUGCUGUUAACAAAGCAUGUCAUGGAAUAGAUGCAUGAGAAUAGAUGCAUGUUCAUAUAUAUAAUCAUAAUGAAAUAACCAGAUACAAAAAUAUUUUCAAAUUCUAAUUUUAUUUUCCUCUUUUUGGAUUUAUUUGUUAGCAAAAUAAUUUUAAAAUGCUAUUCAGUGCAAUUAGUUCAGAUUCAAAAACAAAGAAAUGAGAAAUAGACUUAUGCUAAUAAUUUAAAGCUUUGUUUGUGGAUUUUAAUCAUUUUCAUACAAGUUUUAUCUUUUUUUGACUUUAAAUGAUAUCACUUUAGGCAUUCCAUCAGUUUCCAUUCCACAAAGCACAUACAGUGUAAAUUUUGGAGAUCCCAUCAC